Messenger RNA from Alligator sinensis (Chinese alligator), 3680 nucleotides. RefSeq names its product sulfite oxidase (gene SUOX). The coding region runs from base 37 to 1797 and encodes 586 amino acids. Gene Ontology annotation, molecular function: molybdenum ion binding; heme binding; oxidoreductase activity. The record is from RefSeq and is a predicted model, not a curated record. The transcript has 4 exons. Gene Ontology annotation, cellular component: mitochondrion. Lineage: Eukaryota; Metazoa; Chordata; Crocodylia; Alligatoridae.
CUCCUCCUUAAAGGCGCCGCGGAGGGGUGGAGCGGGAUGGGGGGUGCUUAUGGUCUGCGCCGCUCGGAGACCGGCCCGUGCCUGCUGCAGCUCGGAGGUGCAGCAGCGAUGUUGCUGAUCAGAACGACCGCCAGGAGCUGCUGGGCCCUUCAGGGCGUCCCCAGGUACGAGGGGGCCACGUCACUGCUGAGGGUGGCAGCCGGAGCAUGCACGCCCUGGAUCCCAACCCACACCCAUGGCACCUGGAGUGGGAGCAGCCACAGUGGCAGGAGCAGUUGGAGGCGGAGGGCAACGGCCGUGGGGGCCCUGCUGGGCCUGGGCUCUGCCCUGGCCUAUGGUGGGCACUGCCGGCAGACGGCCCAGGCGGAGUCGAGCCCUCAGGACACUGUGCUGGGGCCCUUCCCACUGUACACACGGGAGGAAGUGGGGAGACACCGCAGCCCCGAGCAGCGUGUCUGGGUGACUCACGGCCGUGAGGUCUUUGACAUUACUGAUUUCCUGGACCUGCACCCUGGUGGGCGCAGCAAGAUCCUGCUGGCGGCCGGCGGCGCCCUGGAGCCCUUCUGGGCCCUGUAUGCAGUGCACAACCAGGCGCAUGUGCGGGACCUGCUGCGGGAGUACAAGGUGGGCGAGCUGCACCCUGAGGAGCUCACAGCCCCAGCAGCUGCUGACGACCCCUAUGCUGGGGACCCACCACGCCACCCUGCGCUGCACGUCAACAGCCUCAAGCCCUUCAAUGCAGAGCCGCCGGGCGAGCUGCUGGGCGAGCACUUCCUGACGCCCCCUGAGCUCUUCUUCAAGCGCAACCACCUGCCUGUGCCGCACGUGGACCCCGAUGCCUACUGCCUGAAGGUGGAAGGGCCGGGGGGCCGCACGCUGAGUCUCUCACUGCAGGACCUGCAACGCCGCUUCCCCAAGCAUGAGGUGACAGCCACGCUGCAGUGUGCUGGCAACCGCCGCAGCGAGAUGAGCCGCGUCCGCCCUGUCAGGGGACUGGACUGGGGCAUCAGCGCCAUCAGCACGGCGCGCUGGGGUGGGGUCUGGCUGCGGGAUGUCCUGGCCGACGCUGGCUUUGCUGAGGAGCCUGAGAGCCAGCGGCACGUCUGCUUCGAGGGGCUGGACCAGGACCUGACAGGCACAGCUUACGGUGCAUCCAUCCCUUUCUACCAGGCCAUGAGUGCCCGUGCUGAUGUGCUGCUGGCCUACGAGAUGAACGGUGCGGCGCUGCCCCGCGACCAUGGCUUCCCACUGCGUGUGGUGGUGCCGGGCACGGUGGGUGCCCGCAAUGUCAAGUGGCUGGGCCGCAUCUGGGUGAGCGCAGAGGAGAGCCCCAGCCACUGGCAGCGCAACGACUACAAGGGCUUCUCACCUGGCGUGGACUGGGACACAGUGGAUUACACCACGGCCCCCGCCAUCCAGGAGCUCCCGGUGACGUCAGCCAUCACGGACCCGCCACCCGGUGCCACUGUGGCCUCCGGCGAGGUGACGGUGAAGGGCUACGCCUGGAGCGGGGGCGGGCGUGGUGUGGUGCGUGUGGACGUCUCGCUGGAUGGUGGCCACACCUGGCAGGUGGCCGAGAUGCAAGGGGAGCAGCAGCCGCCAGGGCAGGUGUGGGCCUGGAAGCUGUGGCAGCUGACGGCCCCUGUGCCCCCCGGCACCACGGAGCUGGACAUCGUGUGCAAGGCUGUGGAUGCCAGCUACAACGUGCAGCCUGACACGGUGGGGCCUAUCUGGAACCUGCGCGGUGUCCUCAGUCAUGCUUGGCACCACGUGCGGGUGACUGUGGCCGAGGAGUGACCAGGCCGGGGCCAGGCUGGCUCGUGCUGCAGCCCCUGUGGGACACGAGUUUGGCAGGUCUCAGCCAAGGCAUGAAGCUUUCACAGGGAGGAAAGCGAACCCCCCUAGCCUGGAGCCCCCUGGGUGGAGCUGGCAGAUGCCCCUACUGCCCCCACCGCCCAGGGGUUUUACUCUGUGCCCCCUCCUGCCACCCCCACUCCAGUCUAUCCUCCGCAAGUCCUGAUGCCCACCCCUUCCCCAGCUCCAUCUUCUUACAGACUCUUCUUCAUACCGCUCCCACCGCCUGUGCCUGUCACAGGCGACCUCAAAGGGCUCAGCCUUAUCGGAGACGUGUGAGAAUUGGGCGGGGGCCAAGAUUGUGCUGCUUUUAUAGACUCCACUGCGAUAAUGCACCACCCUGAGUGCAGCACAACUGGACUUUCUCCCGGACUUUACCCUGUGCCUUAGCCUUGCUGCCCGAUCUCUGCUGCCCAGUGCCCCCUGCCAGUGCAGCCUUGGGUUCCUCCACUGCAGGCCGCGCUCUUCAGCAAAGCCUCCCCUUGACUGGGAGCUCUGCUCCCCGCCCUGGUCCUGCCAACGGACCUGACCAGGGCUUUGCAUGUAGGGACCUAGGUGCCCCACAUGCUUGGGGGGCCACGGCCACGGCCCCAAUCGCCUCCUCUGUGUGUAGCUUCCUGGACUUUUCUGUCCCUAAACGCGUUUUUGGCGGGGAGACUAUGGGGUUAUGAUUAUCAGGGGUGAUUUUCUUGCAGUCUCUGGGGAAGACAGAGGCAAAUCCCCACCCAGCUCCAUGGUCCCCACCAACGUGCUGCCUCAGGGCUGGGCUCCCCAGCACCAAUGCCCCCCAUACGCCCCUCCAAGCAUCUGCGUCCCAGGUGACUGCCUGAUGCCAUCACCCUGUUCCCAAAACCGCUACGGUGCAUUUUGGGAUGGUGGGGCUUGGGCAGGCGCAGCCCCCAGGGCGAUGUCCACGCGUUCCUUAUUCUUAAUUAAAGCCUCCCCGGCCGUUCCCCGGCUCAGUUCUGUCUCCUUGGGGCCCAGUCCGGCAGGGAUGGUCAACACCCACCCCCGUGGGUACUUGGCUGGGCAGAGCCUCCCAGCCCCUGGGCAGCCCCCCAGUCUUGGCUCUCGGUCCUUGCUUCUUGUGCACUUGGGCCUCGUGCCCUUGGCCCAGGCUGCUGGGCAAGGCCAGGCUGGACCCUUGCAAAGGGUGGUGGGAGGACGGUACCAGGCCAGGAGUGACAGUGCUGCCCCCUGCCUCCUCCUGGAACCCUUUAGAGGUCCUGGAAGUCAGCUGGCGGCAUUGAUUGCUGCCCAGGUGAUGCAGAUGGAUUGGCCCAAGCACGGACACAGGGACCUUGUGCCUGGGGGACCAGUGGGCACAUGGGCUGGUGGAUGCAGAGCUCCUGGCUGAGCUUAUUUCUUCCCCACUGGGUGCCUCCGUUUCCCCACCCAGGACACAGCUGCCUUGGCCCAGGUUGGGGAACAGAGCUAGGCCUUAUCUGCAGGGCAUGGGCACCACCUGCUGGCUCGCCAGCACCACUACAGGGCCCAAGGGGUCCAGACCCGGGACAACGUGGCAGGGACAGGGAGGCAUGAGCUGCAGCAGAGCUGGAGCCAAGAGAAGGGGCUCUGCUGCCCCAGCGCAUGGAGCUGGCACUGCCGAUCGAUUAGAGCCCCCCUUAUCCCCAGCAUGGGCUCAGAGGGCCUGUGCCCAAGGCAGCUGGCCUCGGGCGGCACGCAAAGCCUCCGGCACCCCUGCAGUCGGUCUGGAAGGUGCAAGGGCAACGGGCUGGGAAAGCAGGUGUCUCCCUGGCAUGAGGGCAAAGAGCCUGUCUGGCCGUGGCGUGGCCCAGCCGGGUGCGACGGGGUACCCAGGCCCC